This is a messenger RNA of Trichoderma gamsii, 660 nucleotides long. RefSeq lists its product as hypothetical. Gene Ontology annotation, cellular component: COPII-coated ER to Golgi transport vesicle; endoplasmic reticulum; Golgi apparatus. Gene Ontology annotation, biological process: endoplasmic reticulum to Golgi vesicle-mediated transport; Golgi organization; intracellular protein transport. The record is from RefSeq and is a predicted model, not a curated record. Bases 1 to 660 code for a protein of 219 amino acids. The transcript is spliced from 3 exons. NCBI's taxonomy places the organism in Eukaryota, Fungi, Ascomycota, Sordariomycetes, Hypocreales, Hypocreaceae.
AUGAGGUCCCUUUUUUCUUUCGCAACCUUUGUGGCUGCGGCGCAGGCCCUGUACUUCUACGUCGACGGAGGCACGCCCAAGUGCUUCUACGAAGAGCUCCCCAAGGACACGCUCGUCGUGGGCCACUACUCCGCCGAGGAGUGGGAUGACAGAGCGAACAUGUGGCAGCAGCACCAGGGCAUCAGCAUCUACAUCACGGUCGAGGAAAUCUUCGACAACAACCACCGUGUCGUCUCCCAGCGAGGCACCUCCUCCGGCCGCUUCACCUUCUCCGCCGCCGACGCCGGCGACCACAAGAUCUGCUUCAUGCCCUCCUCUAGCAGCGGCCGCACGGGCUGGCUCUCCAUGUCCAACCCCAACGGCGGCAUCAAGCUGCGUCUCGACAUGGUCAUUGGCGAGACCAGCCAGAUUGAGAGCGACGACAAGGACAAGCUGACCGAUAUCACCACUCGCGUCAAGGACCUCAAUGCUAGGUUAAACGACAUUCGCAGGGAGCAAGUUUUCCAGAGAGAGCGAGAGGCCGAAUUCAGAGAUCAGUCCGAGUCUACCAACGCCCGUGUCAUUCGAUGGAUCGUCAUUCAGCUCGUCAUUCUCGGCGCCACCUGCGCAUGGCAACUUUCUCAUCUGCGUUCCUUCUUCAUUAAGCAGAAGCUUACUUAG